Molecule: messenger RNA, 1662 nt
Organism: Carlito syrichta (Philippine tarsier)
Lineage: Eukaryota; Metazoa; Chordata; Mammalia; Primates; Tarsiidae
Gene: CIMAP2
Product: lymphocyte expansion molecule
Exons: 11
Coding region: 1-1662 (553 amino acids)
Source: RefSeq, a predicted model, not a curated record
AUGGGGAAUAUUAGACAAUCUCAUAGCAUGUCCAUGGGGCACUGGUGGGAAGUGAGAGCUGACCGUGCCCCGUUGGGGUUUCCCAAUCAGCCACAAGGCGAACAUUACGAGGAACUUUCCGAGCCUGGGCUCUCCCAGGGCGCUGGGUUGAAGCAAGACAUUGGCAACAGUUCCUCAACAGAUGACUCUAAACUCUGCCAAAUGGCAUCCAUAUUAAACACCAAGAUGGGCCGUUUAAUCAGCAGGGACCUGGGAAGGCUCUGCGGCGAGUUAGCAUUGAAAACGUGCGCCGAGGAGGGAGGAAGUCAGGGGAGGCCGCGGCACGCCUGGCCACGUGGGCGAGGGCGCGGCCCCCGGCUUCCGGCGAAUCACAAGGCCCGGGUUGCCGUGGCAGCGGCGGGGGCAGGCGACAGGGUGGAAGCCAGGCUCCCGCAGGACCUCGCGCCUGGCGCCGGCGCCAUGUCCAUCAAGUGGUUCACCGGGGCGCCCUUCGGGGUGCAGAGCCACAGGUUUGACGUCUCCGCCGUUUAUCCAAACCAGAAGAAGUCCAGCACCUUCACGGAGGCCCCAUACUCUCAGCGCCAUUCUGUGCAGCUGUCCCAUAUAGGGCCUGGGACCUACAGCUCCAGCGAGUCCUGUUUCAGCAAGAAGAAGCUGAAGAAGGAGAUGGGCACAGGCUGGGCCAAGGCCCAGGAGGCCACCCGGCUGACCCAGCUGCCGCACUUCCAGUACCAGGCCAUCAUGAAAGAGAAGCGACUGCAGGAGCAAAAGCUGGGGCCCGGCUGCUACAACUUCAAAGACUUCUUAGAGCAGCUGCAGAAGAAGCCAUGUAGCACCCGGGGGAUGCUCAGCUCUGGGGAGAUUCGCUUCCGAGGACUCAUUGGGAACUACUAUCCGGGCCCUGGAAAUUAUGGGGAGAAGGGCAACCCGUACACGAAGUCAGAGAAGAAUGCCUGGAACCGGGCCCACUCCGAGGGCCUCAUGUGCAGAAUGACCAACAAGCCACCCCCACGGGCUCAUCAGGGGAGUGGUCUGGGGCCUGGCACGUACUCCUUCAAAAGUGGCAUCGAAACCUACCUGGCACGAUCCAUCGGCACUCGCGGCCCCUAUGACAUUUUUUCUGGUGACCGAAGCAAGCCUCUGCCUUACGGACACUACUCGGUGCAGAAAAAAAAGCCCAGGGAACUGAUGAAUUUCAAGAGUUUUGUGGAAGAACUCAACUCACAUCACAAUAAGAAGCACGGGGUUUUUUCGAAAGUUCCCCGCAACCCCAGAGUCCCCACGGAGCGGAUUUACUGGGCCACCCUUAGCCAGUGCCCCCGAACACUGGCCACUUCUGGCCCAAGCUUGUGGCUUCCACAAGAGAAGGAAUGCAAGCACAUCAACCAGCCCCCGUUCCUGCUGUCUUCCAAGCGCUCAGGCACGAAGGCCUGUCAGAUGGUUAUGGGAAGCUGGAACCCGGUCGGGGUGGGCCGCUACCUCAACACCUGGCUGAUGGAGACCAAGGACAGACGGCAGCGAUAUCGGUCCCUGUUCCUGGAUGGGUCCAAACGCUACCUCUCGGACCUGACCCGCGACAUGCUCAUGCAGGAAAGGAUCACACCAUUUACUAAGGGAAAGUGCCGUCCAACUGUGGAUUACAAUUCAGAUCCUACUCCCUAA